This is a messenger RNA of Esox lucius (northern pike), 1054 nucleotides long. RefSeq names its product CD59 glycoprotein. The record is from RefSeq and is a predicted model, not a curated record. NCBI's taxonomy places the organism in Eukaryota, Metazoa, Chordata, Actinopteri, Esociformes, Esocidae.
UGCAGAACUUGGAGGAGGCAUUACGCUAAUCUAUCGAGUAGGGGUAACCAGGAAGCCAGAAUGAAGCACUCACUUGGAUUGUGCUUGGUGGUCUGUUUUGCGAUACUUGAUUUGGGCUCUGGACUUCGGUGCUUUAAGUGUUCUGAUUACACAGGGCGCUGUGAAAAUGUUCAAGAUUGCACUUUGAUGAAGACUCAUGUUAUCUCUGAGUGAGAAAGGUGUGGGAAGACGAUUCGGCGGUGUAUCAGAUACACAGACUGCGACAAUUCUCGUCUGUCCCAGAUGUUCCCUUCAGUCAUCGGGUUUACAUACCGAUGUUGCAGCAGUAACCUGUGUAACAGUAGUACCACAAUUGCCACAAGAGAGCCAGCUUUAGCUUUGUUGGGGUCACUUUUGAUCUUCUGGUGGUCUUCCCUUUGAGCACUGACUGCCAGGCAUAGCUAUUGCAGCGCAGUUAGAGAUGGAGAUUGCAUGUGGUCAGUGAUCUGAUUUGAUGUCGUUACUGUCAAGAGUUACAUUUGUUUAAACUGCAAAAGAGCGAUGUGAUACUUAGCAUCAGAAUGCCGUUCACUAACCUACAGGAAAACACAAAUCAGGAAGUGUGUCAACAGACCCUUGUUUUUGGUGAACAAUGUUGGAGGCCAUUAGUUUCAGAUUCAGAAGCAUCAGGCAAAGACAACCUCAUUCAUAAUGAAUAACCCAAAACAUUGUCGCAUUACCCAUGUGUAGAGAUAAUGUAGUCAGACUGAGGGUUUUCUCCCACUUUACAUGUACAUAACCACAGACACAUUUGACCAUGAUGGGUUAAUAAACUUUACUGGGAAGGCAGAACAGUCGUAUAGGCUGCACAGAUGGGAUAUCCUAUUGUAGAUGUCCACAAAUCCACCGACUCAACCAAAUUGUGUCUUUCAAGUGUAAUAUAUACUUUAAGAAAUAUUUUACAAUGUUGUGAUUUAACAUUACAAACCAUGUUAGUUGUAAAUUGUCAUUCAGCUGGAUGCUUGUAAGACUAACCUCAACCAAUAAAAUGGCAGUAUAUUAAGUUGACUCUUCA